UACUUUUCCCUUUCGCGUUUCGUUAGGAUCGUCCCUCUGAGCCGCCGUAGCAAUGAUAAACAUUGACAAGCAGCUGUUCCGUUAGUAUUAUGUUACAGAGCUCACGUGUACGAUUUUAUUGCGUGGAGUGCAUCCGAGUGUUGUAGAAUAAACCUAGCUGUGGCUCUAAUAAAGCGAUGGAUCCCGUCAUAAAAAUCAACCCGGGAGGAUCGAAAUGGGACAUUCGUCAGAAAGUUUGGGACUACAUAGAAGAAAAGAAUCUGGCAAACUUUCCGAGGCCCGUCCACAACAGAAUCCCAAAUUUCAAGGGUGCCGUUAAGGUGUGCUACAGCCUUGCAGGCCUGCAGGAGUUCAAGUCCAGCCAGACAGUCAAAGUUAACCCAGACAGACCCCAGCAGCAGGCACGCUUUAUCACCUUGGAAGCACGGAAAACUUUGUUGGUCCCAACUCCUCGUCUUCGUACAGGCCUUUUCAAUAGGAUAACUCCACCUCAAGGGGCUAGCAAAGAACAACUACGCAUAUGUUCUUCCUCUCAGGGUGUGAAAGACUUCAGUGUACCUGUUGGCCUGGAUGCAAAAAUUAAAAUUGACCUGAUGGUGGUUGGUUCUGUGGCGGUGUCGGAGAAAGGCUUUCGGAUUGGAAAAGGAGAAGGCUUUGCUGACUUGGAGUAUGGAAUGAUGGCUUCAAUGGGUGCCGUGAAUGAGUCUACUGUGGUGGUUACUGUUGUCCAUGACUGCCAGGUGAUGGACAUUCCAGAAGAUCUAAUGGGAAGUCAUGACCUGACUGUAGACUACAUCCUCACACCGACCAGAGUUAUUAAAACAGAUUGCCAGUUGCCUAAGCCACGUGGAAUCAUCUGGAAUAAGUUGGAUACAGAAAAGCUGCAAAAGAUCCCCAUCCUGAAGAAGCUGCGUGCUCUUGAAGAACAAGCUGGAAAGGAUGUAACACUGGGGGCAGCGCCUGUUGCGACAGGAGCUGGUCUGCACGCCAGUCAACCCAAAAGGCAAACCAGGCGGAGGCCGAGGCCAAACACACAGCAGGAUGCUGAGGGAGAAUCCAGCCAGGACUCGAGACUGGAAAAAAGAAUAGAGGGAGAACCAAAAGCCAGACAGCAUCUGACUAGAAUGAGUAAAGAAAGCAGAGGAGACGGCAAGGCAGGUAAUGAGCAAGAAACUGGCAAGACAAUAAAGGGAAAAAGUAGAGGGAACACAAAGGAGCAGGUCCCAGAAGAGGGUGGAAAUGAAGUCAAAUCUCAGCGUAAGCUCCAUCUGAGUGUGACCACAGUUUAUCUGGGAGGCAUCCCUGCUGGGCUGCGUGUUAGUGAGCUGAAAACUGCCCUCCGAGAGAGGGAGGCCACUCCACUGAGACUCACCUGGCAGGGAGCUCAGCACAGGGCCUUCCUGGAUUACAGUGACCCCCAGGCUGCAGAUCAGGCCCUGGAGGCUCUGCAGGGGCUCUCUCUGAAUGGUCACAGUCUGCAGGCUGAACUGGCCAAGAGCCAGCGAGGGGGCAGGAAAUCUGGACACUUCAGUAGAAGACCAAAACCAGCAGCGGCUCCGAAGUCUGAAGAAUCAGCACCAGAUGCUAAGAGUGAUGCCACAGAAAAAACUGAGCAGUAAAAGUAGUAAGAAAUAUACUUAAUGUAAUGCUUAAGUUGUUUACAAUUUUGGACAACUGCAAACACCAUAAAAAGAGUUGAUAUUUUUUUUUUUUUUUUUUUUUUGCUUUAAAAAAAAUAAAUAAAUCAAAAAAUAUGAACAAAAAUGUGAUUUAUUAGAAGAGAACAUUUAGUCAUUUGAACCUAGCAGGCUUGACUAAAUAUUAACAACACCUGAAACUAUGAGAGUAGUGAACCUUGUGCUGAUUUGAAUCCAGACAAAUUCUGUAAUGACUAAGAUUUUGCUGUUAGGUGGGAUACAAGAGCUUUUUUCUUUAAAUUUGUCCCAGUCGUUCCUUUUUUCUCUUCAAAGUGCCUUUAUCAGAGAUUCUUAGAAACACAACACUCAUUUUCUCUUUCAGUCUACAAACUGUAUGCAGUGCUUUUGCUACCAUACAAUAAUUGAAAAAAAAAAAUAAAAAAGGCUAGUGCUUUUUUUUUUUUCUCUCAAAACCAGCUGUCAGUAUUGUCACAUCCAUUAUGUUGCCAGACCUGUUUGUCUGCAUCCUCCUUGUUUAAAAAUGGGUUAGUUUUGUUCAAAAUGGCACCUCCGUGUGGCAAGUCACAACAUUUGAUCAUUUGAGUCACGAAGCUAGGAGUAAAAUAUAACAUUUCAUCAUCUAACAAUAGUCUAGCCACACAGGCUUCAACCUUUGACCAUUUUUGUCUUUUUCAUUGUCCAAAUUCAUCCAGAUUUACAGAACUUGUGAACAGGCUCCCAGUGUUUAUGCUACUUUAAUGAGACUACAGAAAUAUGAGUUCACAAAUAACCGUGACUUAGUUAUGAUUUUCUUGACUUAAUUGAUUCUUGUACAUAACACGGGAUUAUUGGAUAGUCUCUACUAUUGUAUGAUUUUCUUUUCUUUUUUUUUAACCAUGAAGUUCUGAAUCAGGCGGAUUACAACAAUAAACAGGGGAAGAGCUAAAGGCCUCUAUUGCUGCUGUUCUGUUUUUUGUUUUUGUUUUUUCAUAGAUUGCUGGUGUUCAUUUGUACAGUUAUAUUUGCACCAUUAUAGUGACUAAAUACAAAUUUAUUCAUUGUAUUUGGUUGUGGUUCGGCCAGUGAAAGAGUGACUAUUAGAUAAAUUUGCUUCACGUGACUUUACUUAAUUCUUCACUAAAGCAUUUUGACUGUACCUGUUAACACUGAGUGUCUUUUUAUGAAAAACAAACAAAAAAGAAAAAUGAGGGAUUAUAAAUGUUCACAAGGUUUUGCAGAAUUUAAGAAAUUACAGUGAUUGGAGAUCCGACUCUGAAGUUCCCCACCACCUCAAACCAUCGUUCUCAUGAAGAGGCAGAACUAUGUUGUUAGUGGUUAAAUAUGAUAUUUCAGGCCCAUUAUUGGAUUUUCACAAAACUUGAUGUGUUUCACCCAGUUGUAACAUAUAAAAUGUCAGCUUGUAAACUUUAAAUAGUUUUAAGCUGUUCACAAAACUUAAAGAAAACGUUAAAAGAUUAAUUUGUUUUUGCGGAGUGACAUUUUUCUUAUUCUCGGUUUGGAAAAUGUGUCUGUUAACAUUACCUUCAAACUUCUGUAAACCCGAGUGCUAGAUAACUUGCCCGAUGACUCUUAUUUUUUUCUGUUUACACCUGUCUCUGUAGCUGCACUGCCAUUACCUAAGAAAUUAACCCAUAGAUGUCCUGUUUGCACUAAAGUCUUGGCAGGCUUGGGACACAAGCAGUGUGUCUGUCUGCACAGUACAGGCCUCUGGCUUUUUAUGGAGCUGUCAUCCAGGCCUGGCCAGGGAACAGCUGUGGAACGCCAUCUCUCUCCCUCAGCCCUCCAGAGCACUGAACCUUGGCAAAUGUCAUCAGUUUGUUAAUGCUCUGUUCCACUGCUGUUAAGCCUGCUUACCCCUGUGCUCAAUGGCAUGCUCGUUUUACUGGGGUUCAGUCAGUGGUCAUGUGGUGAGAUUGCAAAGCGUAUCAACGUGGAGCAUGUUACAUCCCCUUGUAAAGAUGUAUGUGUACACACAAACAUCAGCAAACAUGACUUAACCAUCAAGAUUAAAGAAGAUAACAAAAGGCCUCAAACCACAGUCGGUUUACUUAAUCUAAAUCACAAGCAUGAGCAUCGGAUUAAUCUGCACUGACUGUGCUGAUGCGCUAAAUAGAUUGUACCCGCCAUACUCUUACAUUAGGAACACCUUUUUAAACGCCAUAAAUGUUGCUUGAAACUUGAGGAAAUUUAAAAUAAGAAACGAGGUCCAGAUUUUUUUUUUUUUAAUGAUUUGCGGUCAUUCAGAUGAAAAAAAAAAAUGCCAAAUUGGUUUUAAGCCGCACAACCAUGCGUGUUUGUGAAUGUCGAAAAACAACUGUUAUAAUUAAUGGAUCAGAAAUCUGAUAAAGAAAAAAAAAUCGUGUCCCUUUAUAAUAAUUAGCAUCUGUAAAAUUAAAAUAUUUUGACUGAGAUAAGACAACCAGGAUUUUACACAGUCUCGUUAUGCGUAUUAUUUAUGAGUACUUUUAACUGCUCAUUAUUUUUGUAUCUUUGCAGUAUAAAGCAUGAUUGGUAUUUCUAUUAUAUGUAACAAAAACAACUCAUUUUGGAUGACAAAUAAAGAUGUUCCUCUUUAUGAAAAAAUCGGCCCUACUUUUUUCUGUGUUUUUAAUUUUCCUACGCCCAUUUUCUGUUGUAUAAUUACGCAUUUUGCGGAACACUCCAAAACUAUUUAUUACAGACGUUAUGUUGGUUAAAUUAGGUCAGCACAAUUUAUUGUAUUUCCACCAUGGCAAGAAAUGUUCUUUGGACAAAUGCUUCUGAGGAAAACAACUGGCUCACUGCCAGAGCAACGGGACUGCUGCAGGUUUUCACCCUGUAACCAGACGCGGGUGAGAUCUCUGCCUCGGAUUUGUUACGCCUUAACUGCUGCACACUCUCAACAGAUCGAAGACAUGUUUCGAUUAACCUUUCAAACCAGUGACUGUUAAUGUUCAUCGGUCGACCAAUGGAUUGGGAAAAGUUUAGUUUCUUCUAAUAAUGCUAAUUUUCAAAGUUAGACAUCACCAACUGUAGGUGAAAACAAACUGCUGCAGUAAUUGCUUAAAAUAGAAGACCUAACUGCACCACAGUGACAACUGUCUGUAGUACCGAUGGUACCGGUUGUGCUUUAAACCCCAUAUAAACGAACCAUCGCUUUACAUUAAUGAAUUGCAAUUAUAUAUAUUUACACGAGAAGGCUGCUGAAUAAUUGGACACACACAAAAAAAGCUUCCCAUCUUUAAAUAAGCUAAUUUGGGGUUAAUUAUGCAACAAGGAUCACUGUCUUCGCAUCUGUUUACAAGGCAUGUUUGCUUGCAGGACCAUCGCCCCCGAAAAUUGUCUGUGUGCGAUAAAAUCGAAAUGUAUCUCGUUUGGUGGAAUUGCCGGCUUAAAGAGCCGAAAAGAUAUUUUAUUUCUUAAUGCUUUGUUGUAAUAUAGUCUAAAGACAAACCCUCGCUGAUGGACCCUUUGCUAGACUUUUUUUUCCCCUUCUUCUACCAAUGUGUAUACAAUGCUGAAAGUAAUGGUCUACAUACAUCUGACACAAAAGACAUAACAGUGUUUACAAUAUAUCCUCAAUUUUUCAUUUUAAAACAAAUAAUAAGCGUUCUGACAAAUAUUGCCAAUAAAGCAUAUAACUCCUUGGCCAGUUCGCCUGAAAUUAAAAUAUAGGCCUACAGAAUAAAUAAAAAAAAAAA
Oreochromis aureus is the source of this 5338-nucleotide messenger RNA. RefSeq names its product methenyltetrahydrofolate synthetase domain containing (gene mthfsd). The coding region runs from base 177 to 1619 and encodes 480 amino acids. The record is from RefSeq and is a predicted model, not a curated record. NCBI's taxonomy places the organism in Eukaryota, Metazoa, Chordata, Actinopteri, Cichliformes, Cichlidae. Gene Ontology annotation, molecular function: RNA binding. The transcript is spliced from 8 exons. Gene Ontology annotation, cellular component: cytoplasm.